GCGACAAUGGAAGAUGCCAUUAGCGCUGCGCACAAGAUGCAGCCAGGUUGCUUCGAGAACACCUUACUUUCGCGAGGCGCGGUACAGUUAAAGCCAGGCGAUGCCCUGCAAGCUGCCUCGUACAGCUUGGUGAGCUAUGAUUCCUUGGGAAAUUGCCCGCUCAAGAUCCCACAAACAGAACACCGUGGCAUCAAUCUGCAACAAUUGCUCCUGAUACUGGGGUUCAUCAAAGACCACGGACAUCUCUGGGUCGAAACGUUCUCGGGAAGCCCCGAUUUUGAGCAGCCGUUGCACGCAGACACCUUCAACCUGUAUCAUACGAGCGCGUGGAUAAUCAAACCAGCAACCUUCCGCUUCACUUGCAGCUUGGUCGAGCUGCUGGCCACAGAUGCAGAAGCUCAAUAUCCACGCUGGUUCGUCAGCCACGCGUGGCAGGAGGCGGUGUGUCGCUUCGUCGCCUGCCUUCAGCAGCAUGCAAGUCUUCGACAUGCAGCGGAUUCCGCGUAUUGGAUUUGCGCUUAUGCCAAUAAUCAGCACAAACUUCAGGA
Molecule: messenger RNA, 548 nt
Organism: Durusdinium trenchii
Lineage: Eukaryota; Dinophyceae; Suessiales; Symbiodiniaceae
Source: the annotation of a GenBank genome assembly